AUGUCUGGAGAGAUUUUCCAGCCCCUAGAAAACCUUGAGUUGGUAGAUUUAUCGAAGUCCAACCCCCUACUAUGUUACCUGUGUAAUGAACAAUACGAUGAUCCCUGUAUUCUUGCCUGUUUUCACAGUUUUUGUGCCCAAUGUCUUCGUGGGCGAUGUACUGAUAGUAGAAUGACCUGCCCCUUAUGUGGGGCUGUGACAACAUUAAAAGAUGGAGCCUCUCUCCCAGCAGCUGAUUUAUUAUUAAAAUUCAUGGUAGAAUCUUCACUAGAUGAGAGAGCUCAAUGUGCUAACUGUGAUAAUGAAACAGAACACAUGUAUUUUUGUAAUACGUGUAAUCAACCUCUAUGUACAGUGUGUCGUGAAGUCACACAUCAAGCCAAGAUGUUCAGUGCUCAUGAUAUAGUUCUCCUGUCAAAACGUACUAAAGAUAUUCAUAAAAAAUGCUCUCUACAUGGUGAACCAUACAUCAUGUUCUCCUCGGAGAAGAAGAUUAUGUUGUGUAUUAAAUGUUUCCGAGAUAUGAGAGUUGAAAGCCGAACUCAUUGUGUUGAUAUGGAAACAGCGUAUAAUCAAAGCUGUAAAAAACUUGAUCAGAGUGUACAGACAAUUCGAGACCUCCAGAAGUCAGCAAGUGAGAGUAUUGGAUCUUUAAAAGGUUUGGUAGAGGAAGUUAAGAUAAAUAGAGAUCGUGAGGCUGCAGCCGUGUCGGCCAUGUACGACGCCAUGAUGGAAAAAAUCAACAAAACUAAAACAGAUUUACUGGAGGAAGUUGAUAAACAAUUUCAAGAGAAAGAGGGUCAGUUAAAAGCUCAGUUACAUACAUUGAUGACAUUAUUACCCACGUUACAUGUCCACUUUAUGACGUCUGCUGCUUUCUCCAGUUCUGCUAACAGAUUUGAAUUUCUUGAUCUAGCUUACGUAAUGAUGGGACGACUUAAAGCUAUCACUAGACAGCCCCACCCCCUCCAUCCUCUACAAACUAGUAUUAUAGAUACAGAUUUUAAAGGUCAAUUCGCCAGAAAUUUAGAGCCGUUACUAUUUAGUAGACCGGGUUUAUCAAGUCUUUCAAAUGCCAGUCUUCCUAUACAACGUGAAGGAAGAAAUACUCCUGUUAUUUAUAAAAUGAACUCCGCUGGUAGUAGUUCACGUAGGUCAAAUAACAACGGGUUAAAGGUCAAGUUUAUUGAUGCCAAGGGACCGUUUGCUGAUUACUGUAAAGAAUUUGAAACGGUUCAUAAGGAUCUGUUAGUAAAAUGUGAGAAGUUAAAGAUAAGAGUUCAGGAAUUACAAAGAGAUUUGACCCUACGGCGCUGUCUGACCAGGAAUGAUGAUGUUUCAACUAUAAGAUGUAAUAUAGAAGAGAUAGAUAAACACCUAGCUAAUCAUUACAGUAACAUAGAUAAUAAACAAUCUACUCUACAAGAGCAUUGGGAAGACAGUUUACAGAGAAUAGGUAAUGAACAGGAACUUUACCAAGCCCAGCUUCAAGAUAUUACUCGUCUCCAACACGAAUGUCAACAUCUUAAUACAAUAAUGAAACAACUAUCAUCGUUCGUGUUGUCUAUAACAGCUGUUACAGAGAGAAUUGAUCCCAAGUAA
Messenger RNA from Lottia gigantea (owl limpet), 1602 nucleotides. RefSeq lists its product as hypothetical. Lineage: Eukaryota; Metazoa; Mollusca; Gastropoda; Lottiidae. Bases 1 to 1602 code for a protein of 533 amino acids. The transcript has 13 exons. The record is from RefSeq and is a predicted model, not a curated record. Gene Ontology annotation, cellular component: perinuclear region of cytoplasm. Gene Ontology annotation, molecular function: Hsp70 protein binding; zinc ion binding; transmembrane transporter binding.